UCAGAUAACGUGACUUGAUUGUCCAGUCAGAAAAGAGGGCCAGUACUCAGGGAAAUGGAGAAUUACGAGCCGGAGGUUAUUCUCACUGAGAAAAUAAAGAAUUAUGCUUCUACGGUGGUAGAUUGUGACGGAUGUGAGGAAAGAUUAAAACAUGAACUGAAAACUAUAUUAGGAAAUGAAAACAAGAAGACGAUCACAUUCGACCUAGUAAAGAAAAUACGUGACUUUCUUAUUACAGAAAAGGAUGAUACAUAUCUCCACACAUUGCUCGACAAAAGUGACCUGCAUCUACCUACAAUCACUCCUCCAACAAGAAAUCCAGAAUUAGAAGCUAGAAUACAAAAACUAAGAAAUGAACAAGCUAACAGAGAAUACAAAGAAAUGACCAGAAACGUGAACUUAUCAGAGAGAUGUAAAACAGAAACUUUCGGUGAAGAAAUAAAAUCGUUAAAUAGACAGAUGAUAGCGGUAUUUAAUUUUAUAGUUACCGUGGGAGCGGGGUUUGCUUUCGGAUAUAAAUCUGUUGAAUAUUCAGUCUGUCAUUCAUUACCAAUGCAAAUGAUGUGUGGUUUAAUAUUUGGAACGCUUGUGUUUUUCGCCGAUCUGUACUUUUUAUUAAAACAUACGGCCUAACACAGCACGUAGAAGAACAAUGAAAUCUAUGGAACUUAUUUCCAAGAUACGGGUUUAGAAGGAAACCUUCACAUGGUGUGACACAUGGGUCAUUUAUUAAUGAUGUUUUUAUUUAUCCAUAUCAUAAUCAUUGUGUAACUGCAUGAAUGGUAUAAAGAAUGGAAGAACUUUUAUUAAACGAAUAAUUAUAAAUGUUAAAUAUGAGGAAACAUUCAUGCCUACAUUCCAUAGAAAAUACAGUAGGCUAUCAUGUUUAUACUGUUUGUAAAUUUUGUUGCUGGAUUUGUGUCGGUAUUUAUUUAUUUUUGGGCUACAUAAGCUAUAAAUGUAUAUACAUUUUUAA
Molecule: messenger RNA, 976 nt
Organism: Patella vulgata (common limpet)
Lineage: Eukaryota; Metazoa; Mollusca; Gastropoda; Patellidae
Product: transmembrane protein 199
Exons: 6
Coding region: 55-633 (192 amino acids)
Biological process (GO): vacuolar proton-transporting V-type ATPase complex assembly
Cellular component (GO): endomembrane system
Molecular function (GO): metal ion binding
Source: RefSeq, a predicted model, not a curated record